This is a messenger RNA of Mercenaria mercenaria, 2627 nucleotides long. Its product is annotated as low affinity immunoglobulin epsilon Fc receptor-like. The transcript has 2 exons. The record is from RefSeq and is a predicted model, not a curated record. NCBI's taxonomy places the organism in Eukaryota, Metazoa, Mollusca, Bivalvia, Venerida, Veneridae. Bases 119 to 1294 code for a protein of 391 amino acids.
GAAAGUGUAUUGGCAAGAAUAAGUGUCAGGGAAGUUUGGUUUUUCACGAACAGGUUGUGUAUGAAAUUUUCAAAAGAAAUACCACGUUCACUGUUUUAGAAUUGUUUUCAGACAUGGGAUGAGAUUAUAUAUUCAGGAGUUUGCAGAAGAAGUCGGUAUCUGUUUUGCGGCUUCGGGUACCGAACGGCGGAUUGAUGACCUGGAAUUACGAUUAGAUAAUGCGCUUAAUAAAACAGAAAAAGACAUUUCGGCGUUAAAAGCUACAAUUACAGGAAUGAACAUAUCUGACUUUCAGAAUUGUAAAGACGGCAUGGAUGAAGUACUAAACGACACUGAAGGAAAAAUGGAUACGAAAGAUUUGACGUUGUUAAGAGAUAAAGAAGGAAAAGAAAGCUUAACAAUGAAAGAAAACAUAAAACGGGUGUAUGCGCACGUUGAGAAAAACUCGGUGGCAUUAAUGAAUGAGUUUCAAAAGACACUGACUGUUCUGAUGAAACAACAUAGGAAUAUAAACCAAAAGAUAAAGUCAAAUACAAAUAAUAUAAGAAAACUAGAACAAAAGAUGUCCGAGAAAGACAACAAAAGUGGUCAGCUAGAUAUUGCGAAGUUGGAAGACAAACUGUCUGUUCUCGACGAUAACUUCUAUGAUUUGAAAAACAAUCUUGAAAAAUAUAAUUCAGACUUUUACUACUUCGAGCGACGAUUGUCGAAGUUAGACAAAAAAGAUUACGACAUUGAUGAAAGCAUUAAAAAGACUUUUCACAGUGUUGCAAGUAUAGACCACAGCCUUGUUGAAAUGGACCAGCGCUAUCAAGAAUUUGCCAAAGAUUUAAAAGAUUUCAAGACUGAGAUAAGAAAUAAAAUCGAGGAAAUUAAAACAGAACUUAGCAUAUCCACAAAAGUCGAACAACCCGUAACGAAAACUUGUCCGCCUGAUUGGGUCCAACAUGGAAAUAUAUGCUAUCUAUAUAACAAAGAAACGGGUGAAGAUUGGGAAACAGCCUUGCGCAUGUGUAAAAAUAUUGGCGCGAAACUAGCAGAGCCAGAUACAAAAGAAGAAAUGAUUUUUCUACGCAGAUUUGUUCACGGUUGGAUUGGAGCUACAGAUGUAGAUAAUGAAGGAGUUUUUAUCUGGGAAAGUUCAAAGGAGGCUGUAAAAUCUUUCCCAUGGUGGCCGGGAAUGCCGGACGACCACGGCGGGGACCAGGACUGUGCCAGCAUUUGGGGAACCAUGAUCAAUGAUGAAGAUUGUUCCAAAAGAUACCGUUAUGUGUGCGAAAAAGAACUUCAGUGAAAAAAAGCAUGCUGAAUGAAGAAACUUCUGUUCGCGUUAUAUUUAUAAUAUUUUUAUGUUGUGACAAAGUAGUAGUGUAUUACAUCUUAAGGUCGUCCUGCACGUUUGGAUCGAAAUUUUUUCUACAUUGUAUAAUUCGGAUUUUUCAAAACUUAUAUAUAACAUAAUAUACCUAGAAAAUUCAGCAAAAAAAGGAUAUAGUCGUGUGCUUGAUCUUUUUGCUAGACUGAUUUGAAAAAUGUGGACCUCACGCAUUUAUUUUCAUAAUGUUGGUCUAUGGGAAAAUCAUAAAUCAUAAUUUUCAUAACAUUUUCGCGAAUAGAAUUUUUCUACAGUGUAGAUUUUGAUGAAACAUCUCACAGUUGUAUAUAAACAUAUGACCUAUAAUGUGGUGGUAUAAAUUAUAUAGGUCCGUGUGCUUAUUUUUGAGAUAUUUGACCAUGAUUAAAGUGAAUCGAAUAUUUCACACUAAUUUUCAGACAUUAUUUUGAAUGAUUUAACUUGUCAUAUGUUUUAAUGUCACAUGUUGACUACAGAAAUAUACUUAGUAGUAAUAUAUUCUAAUAAAUUUACUCACAGGUUGUCAUUCAUUCAUAAAAUGAUUUUCAUUUCCGUACGCCGAAUCUAGGGUCUAUUCUACGUUUUCCGGAUAAAUGACGGUACGCCAUCACUUCAAACGUGCAGAACUACCUCAAUAGUCGGUUGUUACAGAUUUUAUUGAUAUUACACAAUCACCAAGUCAUAUAUUUCAUAAUCGUGGAACAAAAUCGCGGUUCUUACGACGCGUGAAUAUUGAUAUACAUCGUUUGGAAAUACCAGUGACUGUCGCGUUUGGAAAAACUUUUGCAUUGAAACUCGAGAUUCCAGAAGCAACAAAGGAAGAAUACCACAUGUAGACCAGGUUUCAUGAUCGAACAAUCUUGAUAUUGAGGAUAACCCCGCACUGACAAAUAUUCUGAAAAACUGCCGAAUUUGCAUGAUCUGUUCUUUUUUUCUGGUGUUGUAAUAUCUUUUUUAUAAUAACGAGAGUUUCUGAACUAUUUUGAAAGGAAACAGCUGUGUGUCUUUUAAGAGACCAUUGCUCGUCCGCAAUAUAUUUUAUCGCCGCAUGAAUAUCCCAAACAUUCUUCUAUUUAUUUUAAACUGUGAUAUAAUAUAAUGUCAAUAUAUUGUUUUAUAAAGACACCAAUCUCAAAUAAUACAUUGUCAUAUGAAAUUUUAUGUAGACAACUGUAAAGUCAUUAUUUAUUUGAAACUUAACAUUGGGAAAUGACAUAACUAUGUUUGCCUGAAUAUAGAACACAUUAAACUGCCAUUGUGCUUAUACAUACAU